AUGGACGCAUUAUUAUUCGCCAUUAAUUUAGAAGUCAUGUUGCUUCAAAUGGAGAUUUUAGGGUACGGGUUCCGAAAUAAGAGACAAAAACAACUUUAUGACAAGCUCGUGAGAGAUCGCAAAAUUGCAAAGGAAGUUUCUUUAAGAACUCUGGUUGAAUUAGCUGAAGGUGGAGAUUGGUAUACCCUAAAACAAGUUGUGAAUAUGUUAGAAACUACCGCUAAUUCUGGGACAUCUCUCCGGGCUCAAUAUGACAAAACAAAAACGUCUUUAGAGGAUAUCACGAUGGAAUUGCAAAGAAACAGACAGCAGUGGGCAAUUGAUCUUCGCAAUUGUGACAUUAAAAUAGCUUUUCUUCGAGACAGUAUAAAGGACAGCGUCCUGAAUUCGCGUUUUCAAUUCGACUAUGUGGAUAAAUGGUUGAGUGCACGCGCUGAAUCUCUGGAACUUCAAACACAAACCAAGAUCACACCAGCGCCACGGCUCGAAUUUGAGGACUGCGUGCACGAUGAGCUGCUACGAGCUUUUGCUCUACAGAUAAAGGAAAGGGAAGAUUUGUUGGAAUACUGGAAAUCGCGGUACGCUAACGAUACUGCCGAUAUAGAAAGUCGACUCGCAGAACAGUGCGAAAAAUUACGAGACACUGUUAAACGCCGAGGGGAGUUAGAGUCUUUGUACAAAUUACACGAGGGCGAGAUGCGGGCAUGGCUGACUUUCAAAAAAGAGCGUGGGGCCAGACUUGCCCGCGAAGAACGCUUGCGCCGAGCCGCUACGCGCAUCCAAGCGUGGUGGCGAGGCGUCAUGGUGCGCCGCGCUUUAGGGACUUUCCGUUACUUGCGUAACGUAAAGAAAACCAUGCCUAAAAAUAAAAAGAAGUAA
Nymphalis io (European peacock) is the source of this 879-nucleotide messenger RNA. RefSeq names its product dynein regulatory complex protein 9-like. Gene Ontology annotation, biological process: cilium organization. Lineage: Eukaryota; Metazoa; Arthropoda; Insecta; Lepidoptera; Nymphalidae. The transcript has 7 exons. Gene Ontology annotation, molecular function: protein binding. The record is from RefSeq and is a predicted model, not a curated record. Bases 1 to 879 code for a protein of 292 amino acids. Gene Ontology annotation, cellular component: cytoplasm; motile cilium.